Molecule: messenger RNA, 1413 nt
Organism: Scheffersomyces coipomensis
Lineage: Eukaryota; Fungi; Ascomycota; Pichiomycetes; Serinales; Debaryomycetaceae
Exons: 1
Coding region: 322-1254 (310 amino acids)
Source: RefSeq, a predicted model, not a curated record
AGGAAAGUCAAUCGACGGCAAACUAUUAUGCUUAAUUAUCUAUCUGAUUUUUUACGGCAAUUGAUUUUGAUAUUGAUAUUUUGGGGAAAGUUUAUUAUGUAAGCAAGUAGUAGAAUGAUUUGAAUUUAGGAAAUAUAGGUUGGUUAGGACUAAGUAGAUGGAGUCUGGGUAAGUAUUAUGAUGAUGAUGAAGCGAAUGAAGCAAGUAGUGUCAUCAUUCCAACUCAUGUUCAUAUCAUUUAAAAGGCGAUGAGUAUAACGAUAAAUAUGUUUAACUUUUCCACUUCUUCUUCUUCUUCUUUUUCCAUUAUUAACCAUCGCAAUGAAAUUCACUGGAGUUAUAUUCUUUUUACUUAUCAGCUUUGUUGGUGCUAUACCAGCUACCAAUCAAGCUUCUUCAAAUGAUACUUUUAUGGUGACUGAUCUUGAUCCUCAUCAUUAUAAAGGAUAUUGGAUUGAUUAUACCAAUGAAUUACUUUCAGUUAAGAGACAUGAUAAUUUCAAUAUUGUUGAAGAUUAUCAUAAAGAUAUUCCUGAUGAUUUAAUCAAAAGAGAUGCAAAGGAAAUUGAUACUCAUACAUUUUGGAAUGAAGAACACUUAAUGCAAUAUCCUCAAGUUUUAGACAAUAAAUUAAAUGUGAUUAUUUUAAAGGAAGAACGUGAAAUUAUGUAUUAUUCUGAAGAAGAUCAAACUUGGAUUUCUCAUCAAUUUGAUUCCAAUGUUCAUGAUGGGGUUGAUAAAGAUAAAACUCUUGUGCCUUUUUAUAAUGAAACUCUUGUGCCUUAUCAUGAUUUAAUUCCAGUUACUUCAUGUUUAAGUAAUGAAUUUGGAUCAGGUGGUAGUGUUAGUAGACAAUAUUCAUUUAAUUUACAAGCAUCAAAUACAGCAGGAUUUGGAUUUACAGUGUCAGUUUUUUUUACAUCAUUUGGACUUGGGUUAGAUAUGGGGAUUGGAACUACUACUACAGUUAAUUUUAGUAGUUCAUAUUCUUGUGAUAUUGCAGCUGGAGAAAUUGGUCAAUUAUUUGUGCAACCAUUUAUGGUUGAAUAUCCUCAAUCUCAUCGUCGUGUGAUGAGAAUUAAUAAAAGACUUCGUAAAAUCUUUAGAGGUCGUGAUAUUGAAAUGAUUGAAAGAUUUAGAAUGAUUGCUCUUGUAAAACCAAAUCAUUAUUGUAUAUCUGAAAAAGAUGAAUCAAAAUUAUCUUGUGGUCUGACGGUUGGUGGUACCAUUGAAUAUAAAACAGAAAUUGAGUAAGUAGUUUCCCUCUAUUUAUUUAUUUAUUUAUUUAUUUCUAUAGUUAACUAACUCUCUUUUUAUACUUCUUCAACUAUUAAUAAUAUGUCUUCUUACCUUUUAACCAUAUUCACUCCUAUAUAACCAAUGGUUGUUAAUUAUGGUGUUACUCCGCAAUUA